Messenger RNA from Pomacea canaliculata, 1358 nucleotides. Its product is annotated as COP9 signalosome complex subunit 8-like. Lineage: Eukaryota; Metazoa; Mollusca; Gastropoda; Architaenioglossa; Ampullariidae. Gene Ontology annotation, cellular component: COP9 signalosome. The transcript has 7 exons. The coding region runs from base 24 to 611 and encodes 195 amino acids. Gene Ontology annotation, biological process: protein deneddylation; COP9 signalosome assembly. The record is from RefSeq and is a predicted model, not a curated record.
GAAAAACAUUCAUUUAGUGCGAAAUGCAGAGCGCCGGAAGCAAAAUGGCUGGUGACGCCGAUAUCGACUUUCUUGGCCUUACUCAGGAACUUGAAGUUCAAGAAUUGGAGGCACCUGGUGGAGUAGCAACACCGCAGCUGUAUGGACAGCUUCUUGCUCUUUACCUCCUUCAAAAUGAUCUAUGUAAUGCCAAAUUUCUAUGGAAGAGAAUACCACAGAACAUCAAAACAGCCAACCCUGAGCUAAGUACUAUCUGGGUUGUGGGUCAGCGAAUGUGGCUACGUGACUUGCCUGGGGUGUAUGAAGCUCUGAAAAAGGAAUGGAGUGAGGCAGUUAAACCAAUCAUGAUGGCACUCAGAGAUAGUGUCCACAAGAAGGCCUUUAACCUUGUCCGAUUAGGUUACUCAUCCAUCAGUGUUGAAGACUUUUCUUUGUUUGUGGGUCUGUCUACUUCUGAUGCUAAACAAGCUGCUCUUCAAGAUGGUUGGAUGCUUGAUUCACAAUCUCGUUUUCUAACACCAAAGAAAUUAGAGUCAGUCAUCACUGCCUCACUACCAAGUGAGCAACAUUUAUCAAUUCUAACUGAUUACGUCAGUUUCCUGGAGAAUUAAGAAAAAAGCUGUCAGCAUGAUCCAAGUUUUCUGCAGUAAGAUGUCUAGUUCAAGGAAGAAGGCACACAAUAAGUAAAAUGUCAUUUUUUAAAAAGGAACAUUUGAUAAAUGUGAUAAACCUUGUGAUUAUCACACAUCAAACCACUGCAGAAGAGGGUGAGAAAUGCACACUAAGUAAACUGUUGAUGGGAAAGUUUUUUGAGUAAAAGGUCCAUUUGUGCAUGUCAGUUCUAUAGGAAGCUGAAUUGAAUUAUGGUCAUCAUAGGAGUAUGGAAGAUUUGUAAACAGUCUGACAUCAGAGAUGUAAAUAUGCACAAGAACAGGUUAGAUCAAAGAUACAGAUUUCUUGACUGCCAAAUAUUGUCACUUGGAAGUAGUUGUAAUCUCAAUUAGACCUAGUCCAACUUAAUUUUAUGAUCUUUUUGAAAAGAACAAAGAUUUUUAAAAAAUCACUUCAGAUGACUGUGAAGGCUGCUUUUCUGCUUUAAAAAAUUUCUAAAUGUAACAACAGCAUGUUAGGAUACAAGUAGAUUAACUUUAGUUUGCCAACUCAUUGUCUCAUUAAGCGGGUGAAGUAUGGAAGAGAAGCUUAAUCUAUUUGUACAUGUAUGUGUUAGAGGGAGUGUGUGUGAGAGAGAAAGAGGGAGAGUGUGCAACAGAGAAAGGGCUAGAGGGGAAGAAAGAGAGCGAGAGGCGUAUGUGCAAGCUUUUUUGUUGCAAUUUUGAAAUAAAAGAGCUACUCUUGUG